Panonychus citri (citrus red mite) is the source of this 4698-nucleotide messenger RNA. Its product is annotated as alpha-mannosidase 2-like. Bases 1070 to 4624 code for a protein of 1184 amino acids. Gene Ontology annotation, molecular function: carbohydrate binding; alpha-mannosidase activity. The transcript is spliced from 2 exons. The record is from RefSeq and is a predicted model, not a curated record. Gene Ontology annotation, biological process: mannose metabolic process; N-glycan processing; protein deglycosylation. NCBI's taxonomy places the organism in Eukaryota, Metazoa, Arthropoda, Arachnida, Trombidiformes, Tetranychidae. Gene Ontology annotation, cellular component: Golgi membrane.
UUAUCCAUCACCUUCUCAUCCUCAUCCUCCUCCUACUCCCGAGUCCUCAUUGUACUUGUUUUGGUUCCUUUUACCUGUUAACUUGUCAGACAACAUUUACAACAGUUACAGUGAACAGCUAAUACAAAGCUAAUUGAGAAAACAAUAACUUAAAGGAAGAGAAAGAGAAAGAGGAAGAUAAAGAAAGAAAGAAAAGAAAGGAAGAUCUGUCAGUUUUUUCUCCUUUCUUUUGCUUUGUUGUUGCUUUUUCCUUUUCUCCUUUUUUUCUGACUCAUGAUUGUUUUUUUUUCUUAUUUCUCUCACCAAUCUUUUGAUAAUCUUAUUCUAAUUAAUUAACCAACUUUCUAAUUGUGAUCAUCAUUUAAUUUCACUUUCAACCUGUUCAAUUUGUUGAUUUAAUUGUUAGAAGGGAAUAAAAAUGUUCACCAUUUCUCUAAACAAUCACAACAUUGGAAGUAAAAUGUUGUGGAUUCCCUCGGUUCUUAUGUUGCUAUUACAUUGAGAUCUUCACUCAUCAAUAUCCAGUUAAAUGGUUUCCUUUUUUAAAUUGCUUGUGUCUGUUAUCAUUAAUUAUCGUCAAAUUGUUGUUAUGCUCAAUACAAUCAAUUAACAUCUCUACUUAAUCCAUUCAAUACUUUUCAUCUCUUCUGUUUUCCGGUUAAGAUAUUUUUCCAUUUGUGUUGUCAAUGUUACAUCAAAAUCUUGAAAAAGACUUGAAAUUUAGUGAAUCAUCAACAACAUAAUUCGUAUCCAUUUUAUUACUUAAUCAAUUGUUAAUCUUGUGUUUUAUUUCAUUUACCAAGGAUAGAUUAAUCUCACCACUUUGUUUUGAUAAAAAUUGUGACAAUUAACUCCUUUACAUAUCUUUCUAAUUGUAUGAAACAAUCCAACUGAUUACCAUUGUUGCUCUCCUAUGGAGAUUAGUUAAUCUGAUUCUCAUUUGGGUUGGUUAAAAAUCUCGCGUUUUAUUUUUGUUAAUCAUCAUUUUUUUUGUCUUCUCUCUCAUUCUCUCUCUGUGUGUGUGUUUCCAUACAUACACACAAACACUCAUCAUCUCUCACCAAGUCCAAUGGAAAUGUUGAAACUGAUGAAAAGGUUCAAAAUCAAAUUUCUCUUCCUUUUUUCAAUCGUAAUUAUCUGUCUUCUAAUUGGAUUAUAUUCAAAUUUUAUGAGCCCAAGUCCGAUUCCUACUCAUCCGAUAAGUUAUUCUGAAUAUAAAUCAUCACCUUCUCCCUACUUCCAACAACAACAACAACAACGGAAAACCUUUCAUGGCGGUAAAAAUGUUGACCCUCCACAAGAAGCAACUGAAUAUUUAGUCUAUGAUAAUAGAGAAUCAAAUUACUCAUUAUUUCAAGAUUCAAAGUGCAUUACAAUUAACAGUGAGAAGAUUUCUGAUGAUCAGCUCAUUUUAACGAGUAAACAUUAUGAGAAUCUUAAUUUUAAACCAUCAUUUCGUCUCUAUUGGAAUCAAACCUUUGAGAGAAGAUACCUUGAGGCUAAAAAGGAUCCAUCAAGUGAACCACUUAAAAUAUUCAUCAUCCCCCAUUCACACAAUGAUCCUGGUUGGUUGAAAACGUUUGAAAGUUAUUAUUUAACAACAACAUCUAAUAUCUUGAAUAAUAUGGUUGAUCGAUUGGAUAAGUAUCGGGAUUUUACCUUCAUGUGGACGGAAAUAUCAUUUUUUGCUCGAUGGUGGAAAGAUUUAUCUUCUACAUCUACUGUUCGUCAAAUGGUUAAAGAUCAAAUUGCCCGUGGACAAUUGGAGAUAACUACUGGUGGAUGGGUUAUGCCUGAUGAAGCAAUUGCCCAUUAUCAUGCGAUUAUUGAUCAACUAAUUGAAGGUCAUCAAUGGUUAAAAGUCAAUCUUGGCUUAGAUUCACCGCCAAAUAAUAGUUGGUCUGUUGAUCCAUUUGGACACAGUGGUACUUAUCCAACCUUUUUAAGCUCAUCUGGGCUUCAUCAUAUGGUCAUCCAAAGGAUUCAUUUUGGAUGGAGACAACGAUUAGCUGAGAAACAAGCACUUGAAUUUUGGUGGAAACAAGCAUCUGAUUUUACUUAUCCCCUUUUAUCCUCAUCCAAACCUCCACUUUGUCAUGUUGCACCUUUUGCUUUGUACAAUAUAAAACAUACCUGUGGACCUGAGAAUGAUGUUUGUUUGCAAUUUGAUUUUCGCCGGAUUAUGGGCGAAGCAUCGGAAUCUCGUUCUACUGUGAUCUCGAAUGAAAAUGUCGAUUCAAAGGCUCGACUUCUUCUCGGUCAAUAUGGUCGAACCGCAUCUCUGUAUACGCACAAUGUUGCCCUCAUACCUUUGGGUGAUGACUUUAGAUACGAUCAGAUGACCGAAUGGGAUCAACAGAGAGAAAAUUUUGUCGCUCUCAUGAAUCAUAUCAACGAUAAUCCACAAAAGUUUAACUCGACUCAAAUAACUUUUGGCACUUUAAGCGACUAUUUCAACGAAGUCAAAACUCGAGGUUCUCGUAAUCCAAAGGCUGCAAUAAACUGGACUCUAGUGGGCGACUUUAUGCCCUAUGCUGAUAUUUAUUCGGGAGCUGGACCAUCUUACUGGACUGGAUAUUUUACUACGCGACCUUUUUGGAAAUCACUCUCUCGAUCAUUGGAACAUUAUCUUCGAAGUGCUGAAAUUUUAUAUUCCUUGGCUCGAACUAUUAAGCUAAAAGAUCGUAACAAAGGAAUUGUUGAGAGAUUCAUUGAAGAUUAUAAAUCUCUGACCACAGCUCGUCAAAAUUUGGGUCUUUUCCAACAUCAUGAUGCCAUCACUGGAACAUCGAAAGAGUUUGUUAUGCAAGAUUAUGGUCUUCGACUUCAUCAAUCCAUCGUUGAAUCCUUCAGGGUCAUGGUUCACGCUGUUCAAUAUCUAGUUUCUUCUCAGAAAGGAAAUGUUCAAUCGACUGUUUUUCCUUCAUUCCUUUUCCCCACUGUACAACAAUCUUCAUGGGACUCACCGAUAAAUGAUAUUCCUCUUACGGUUCCUGAUAAAUCAUCUCGAAAACUUGUCAUCUUCAAUAGCCAUCCCAGAGAGAUUCUGUUUCCCAUUAGAAUAAAAUGUCGCCAUGAUGCUAUCAUUUUACAUGAUGCAGAAACAAUGAAAACGAUUCCUUUUCAAGUUUCCCCGGUUUGGAACAGUAGUCUUAACUUGGAUGACCGAGAAUUUGAAAUCAUCUUCAUGAGCCGAUUACCAGCACUCUCAUUGAAAACUUACCUUAUCAAAAUGCUACCAAGAGGACAAGAUAUUGCAGCAAAGUCUCAAGUUUUCAUCUUAAUGGAUGAUACUUCAAGUGAAACUCGAUCUCUUGAUUCAAUGGAAGGUGAUUCAACAUUUCGAUCGACUUUUGUGUUCCCCAAAUUAUUCAAAGAUGAUAUUGAACUGACAACACCUCAUUUAACUGUUCUAUUUGACCGGUCAACUGGUUUUCCCAAACUUCUCAAAAGUUCAUCGGGCUCAUGGAGCCAUUCAAUGCACGUCAGUUUACACGCUUACAAAUCUGUCCCCUUUCACUCUGGCGCCUACUUGUUUCAACCAACAGCGGAUGAUGACCUGGUCAAUAUUCAUGACCGAUUUCCAAUCAUUCGUCUUAUUAAGGGUCCAACUAUGUCCGAAGUGAUUGUCUCUCACUCUUCCAGUAUAAUCAUCACCUUCCGUGUUUAUCAUGACAAAGCUCCUAUUGGUGCUGCUUUAGAAAUUGAUUUAAGUCUAAAUAUUGACAAUUCAGAGUACAAAGAUCGUGAGCUAAUUAUGAGAAUCUCAACUGAUUUAGAUAAUAAGGAAACUUCCUUGAACGGCAAAGAAUAUAGUCCAAUAUUUUACACUGAUUCAAAUGGAUACCAAAUGAUUCGUCGAAAGUUUGUCAAUGAUGUCGGAAUUCCUGCCAAUUAUUAUCCAAUGACAUCAGCAGCUUAUAUCGAAGACACAACGAGCCGAUUAACUGUAUUAACAUCUCACUCUCGAGGUGUCACAAGUCCAUCUAAAGGUAUUCUCGAAAUGAUGUUGGAUCGUCGGACUCUUUACGAUGAUUAUCGUGGUUUAGGCGAAUCAAUUGUCGAUAAUAAGUUGACGCGAUCUAAAUUUCUCCUUGUUGUGGAAAAACUUACCACCUCUGAUGGAAAAGUGACUCUCAAAUCAACUUCACCUUCACCUUCAACUCAAGAGAUUCCAAAUUUAUCUCAACUCUCGUUUCAUUUGUUGACUGAUUUAAUUUAUCCUCCAAUUGUUUUCGCUGACGAUGGAACCGAGGAUAAAUCAUUAGCAUCCAAAUUAACUUUCUUAAACAAACCAAUGCCUUGUUAUCUUCAUCUAGUCAAUAUUAGAUCGUUACCCCGAACAAAUGAUUUUGAUAAACCCUCCGAAUCAAAUUUGUUAAUUGUCCAUCGACCAGGAUUCACUUGUAAAAUUGAUAAUCGUCAAUUGUUUGAAAACAAUCAACUUUGUCCAGUUGAAAAAUCAUCACUUGCAUCAAGAUUUACUCAACAUCGGAUAAAAAAGUUAACAGAAACAACAUUAACUGGUCUCAAAGUGAUUAAAUCUGGUUUAUCAUUUGUUGAUAUAUUACGAUUAACACCAAUGAGAUUAGCAACUUUUAUUAUCCAAUUUGCUUCUUCGUGAUCCUCGAAAAAUAUAAAUGGUACAACUAAUUGAAAAGAAUUAUAAAUUUUCACAAGUUUGCUCAAUUAUGAAAA